Anastrepha obliqua is the source of this 2165-nucleotide messenger RNA. It is a transcript of the gene Spn28Dc, whose product is annotated as serine protease inhibitor 28Dc. The coding region runs from base 105 to 1631 and encodes 508 amino acids. The transcript has 2 exons. The record is from RefSeq and is a predicted model, not a curated record. NCBI's taxonomy places the organism in Eukaryota, Metazoa, Arthropoda, Insecta, Diptera, Tephritidae. Gene Ontology annotation, molecular function: serine-type endopeptidase inhibitor activity.
ACCAAUUCUGACUAAGCCGGAAUUUCCCAUCGUGAAUAUAAGUUUUGAUCAUAAUUCACUCAUAAACAAUUAGGCACUGUGUAUUGUAUUGAAUAUUCGUAUCAAUGAUAAGUUCAAGGUGUUUUAUCCUAGCAAUUUGCAUACAAUGGUGCAUUUUCGCCAACGGUACUGCAAAUGACUUGGAGAAUAAUUCUGCGAAUACGGCACCAAAAAAUGACGUAAACAAAGCAAGAGCGGAUUUUGUAUCUUCAAGCGUUUUGAAUUUUGCACAUGACGUUGGCGUGCUAUUGAAUGAGGAUUUGCAAAUUGGAAAAACCUCAAUUUUUUCACCUGUAAGCAUUAUGUCUUCUAUGGCUUUGUUAAUGUUGGGAUCACGAGGUAAACAUUAUGAAGAUUUAAGACAUGCUUUGCGUUUGGAUGUUCCACCAACGGGGGAUGCCUCUAACGCAUUCCAUGCCGAAUUCGGAGCUAUGAUGCAAGAAAUGCAGGACAAUUCAGUUUCUCUCCAGUUACGUAAUCGCGACAACUGGCGCAACACGAAUGUAGCGUACAGUAUUCGAGAUAAUCCCAAAGUAAGCGAACUAAAUGGGACUGCCGUUAAUAGCAUUAUAAAGGUUGUAAAUGGACUUUUUGUUAAAAAUGGCUACGAAUUGAAUCCGAUGUAUAGGGACGUUAUCAGUUCAGUUUACAAGAGUGACGUAAUUCCAUUGGAUUUCAAUACACCUUUAGCACGUGACUACAUUAAUGAUUGGAUUUACAAAAGUACGUUUGGAAAAAUCGCCGGCAUCAUAACAGACAACAUACCUUCAGAUACUAAUGCAAUAAUCGCAAGCGCAUUGUAUUUUAGAGGCUUUUGGGAAAAUCCCUUUAUUCGAGGCGCUACAGUAAUCGACAAUUUCUAUCCAGACGGCUUGCAAAAUCCUCCAAUAAAAAUAGAAAUGAUGGCUACAGCAGGUGCAUAUCCCUACUACUUUUCAGUUGAGCAUGAUUGCAAAAUAAUCGGCAUACCGUAUAUAAAUAACUUUACCACAAUGUAUGUAAUACAUCCCGACAAUUCGAGUCGUAGUAAAUUACGAAAUCUAUUAAAUAAAUUAGAUUCGGAAGAAAUUGAAUCAAUGAUAUCGAAAAUGGUUUACCAAAACGCCAUAUUUGCAUUGCCGAAAAUGCAUUUCACCCAAAAUAUAAAUAUGAAAUAUGUAUUCCGUGCACUCGGUAUCAAAGAUAUAUUUGCGAAAAAUCGGGGUACUAUUCCGCCUAUAAGAAAUUUAGCUAAUAGAGCGUGGCCACGUGCCAGGCGUAGCGUAACAUUUCCCACUGAUAACCCUGCAAUGGCUGUGCGUGCACCCUAUACUUCGACAGAAGAACUGCUGGAGCAAUGGAGUUUCAAUAGAAAUGCAAGCAAUAAUUUACUAUCGGAUCUAUUCGUGGGGGACAUUGUACACAAAGUUGAUUUUAUGGUUGAUGAAAAAGGAACAGAAGGUGCAGCCGCAACUGUGACUUACCUUAAACGCUCGGGUGGAAACGUUCUAUUUCGCGCUGAAACACCAUUUCUACUAUUAGUUCGCCACGAUCCUACGAAGUUACCGCUAUUUUAUGGCAUCAUUAAUAUUCCUUCACCUAUCUUCAGUUAAAAUUAAAAUUUUGAACAAAUACCUAAGUUUUAAAACCUACAAAACACACAAAAAGUGGGUACGCCCACUGCUGCCAAUUUACUCUACUAAGAGCAUCCAUAUUACUGUUGAUACAACUUUCUCUAUAUUUUUAGGAGUUUUAACACAUCUGAGAUAUAUUUAUAUACAUUUGUAUGUACAAACAAAUGAGCUUGUUAAAUGUAAUAUUUUAUUGCGAACAAAAGUAGAGUUGAACAAAUUUAAAAUAUUUUAACUUUAAGUUGAAGGUAAAUCCAUUUGCCUAAGAACAAGGAAUUUGUUUCUAAAACAACAUGUCUAUAAGUUUAUACAAAUACUAAAUAUCUAAGUGUUGUUCUAUUUUGUUUUGAUACCAUAUUUUUGCUCGACUGAUAUUUGUACGUGUAUACGUAACUACUUUGCUGGAAGGAAGUAAUAUUUUGAAAAGAAAACCUGAAUGUCGAAAAAGCAAGCUUUAAAGUUUUUAAUUUACUAUGCCUCGCUAAAUAAAUAAAUAUAAAUUUUCUUUUAAUGAAA